This is a messenger RNA of Pocillopora damicornis (cauliflower coral), 1374 nucleotides long. RefSeq lists its product as uncharacterized. NCBI's taxonomy places the organism in Eukaryota, Metazoa, Cnidaria, Anthozoa, Scleractinia, Pocilloporidae. The record is from RefSeq and is a predicted model, not a curated record.
UAGGCAGCUUUCAUCAUGGCGUCCAAUGGCCUAGUAUUUAGACCGGGCAGAGGUCCAUCUUUCAUCCUAGUCGGGCUAGUAGUCAUCGUUAUAAUACUCUUCUACAGCUACUGGGGUGUUUCUUCCAAAAAUAAUAAGUUACUUAGAGAUGUUAGCGUCUUACAAGACCGGUUACGUGUCUUAGCGGCUCGAAAGCUGACAGCAGACAAAAAAGGUUCUGCUCUACUAACCCAAAUCACUCAAUUGCAAGAAGACAAAGAGCAAAAAGAUAAGGUUAUCACCUCCAAAGACGACAGAAAUGCUGAGUUAUCAGAAUCUUUGCAAAAGAAAGAGGUUGAAUUAUCAAAAGUUCGACAGCAAGAGCAAAAUUACCUAAUGGAGUUAGAGAAACUGAAAAAAGGAGUAAACAGCUCAUCUUCAGGUCUCAAAACAUUAAAAGGAAAGGCUGAUCAGCUGUUGAAAAGCUAUCAAGAUAUUAAGGUUAAUCACUCUGCACUUCUCCAACAGAUUUCUAAGGUGACAUCUCAGAGGGAUUUUUACCAGAAGGAAUUAGCAAAUGUCAAGACAGAACUUGAAGACUUAAAGAAUAGAGCAGUCAAUAAGGUCCCCACAAAACCCAAUAAGGAACCAACUGAAAAUGAGGACAAUGACAGAGAUGAGAAAAAAACAGAUGAACCAAAGAAACCUGUACCAAGCACAUCAGAGACAAACAUGGAAGGAGCUGGGAUUGCGAAUUCCUCCUCAGCAGCAAAUGUUUCAGAUGUAAAGAACAUAAAGUCGAUUGGAGAUAAGUCUCAAAGUGAAGAAGUUGCUAGUUCUCCAACGAAAAGAAGCAUUGGAAUUUUGGAUAAAUUGAAACAGGAUAUCACUGGGGGAUCAGAUGAAGAUGAGAAAGUGGUGACUAAAGAUAAUGGAGGUGCCCAACAGCCACCUGAAAAGAGUUCUGUUAGUGACAAGAACAGUCAACAAGGAAAUGAGGAUGAAGCUAACAGUGAAAGGAACAACCAGGAGGAGAAUAAAAAGAAAGUGAUGGACAAUGGACAGGGACAAAUAACUCCUACCAGCAGUGAGGAGAAGGAUAUGAAAGGAAAAGAUAAGAAUGAACGUGUGAGAGAUCAAGAGGAUGAAAAUGGUGAAGAGGAUGAAAAUGGUGAAGAGAAUGAGAACGAAGGAAAUGAAGAUGAUGAGUCUGACAAGGAUGUAGAUGACCCACAAAAGGACGAAGGAGAGGAAACUGAAAACAAACAGCAACCACUCUCCAGAGAUAAUCUUCAGAAGAAAAUUAUGAAUCCUCCAGACAGUUUUAAAGACAUGAGAGGCCUACCAAGAGAUGUUAUGUCAAGUGUAAGUACUGCCAGUACUGUUUUCUCAUAA